AUGACAAGUCAAAUACUCGUUUCAUCUGCUCCUGCGGAUGAUGAGAAGAACUUCAGUAUUAGGAUGAGAUUCAAAACUGGUCUUUUUCCCGAAAGGACACCUCCUCCAAUUGGUACCAGUUUAGUAGUUACAACGGAAGCAUUACUGACUCCAAAAAUUACCGUAGAUUUUUCCAUGAUCGUUUCUUCGAACUGUCCGACUCAAUAUGAUGCAGUUAAUUUCAUAAAGUGUCCUCAGUCGGUUAAUUAUGGUGGAGUCUAUGAUUAUUCUGUGAACUUCUUUUUAAGUAGACCAAUAGGAGAUUAUACGUUCACAUUCAGCACUGAUCAAUACAGUGCUUCGAUUGGACAUAUAUCUUUAACUCUACCUCCAACAUUUGCUACUUAUCCAGAAGGUUACAAAAUAAAUACAGAGGAAUUCGUUACAUCGAAUGCCGUACUGACAACUUUCGGUUACGUAAGUGUUACAAAUCUACAGAGUCUAGGAAUCGUGAAUGAUUCAACAUUAUCAUUGUCAAAUGAGAUAAGUUAUCUUAUUCCAGUGUUUACUGCUGAUUAUAACAAGCUACCGGUAAAUUUCACUUACAAUAUGACACUUGGUUCCUAUUCUACUUCUGGUAGCUUCAUGUUUAUUACUACUACUCCAGCAAUACUGGUCGAAUUACUUCCAAUCAGAGUUAAUCUUCAGCCAGGUGAAAGAACAACUAUUACUGUGAAGUAUAUAUUUCCACUGAAUUCCACUUAUCCAAACUCGUCUGUAGAAAUUAGUGGAGGUGGAGCAAACGAUAACAAUGAGACUAUAAUAUGUGUCAAUGAUUUCAGAAUAAGCUUGGGUUCAAAUUUAGUCCCACUGACAACUACUUAUUCAUCUACCUAUAAGCCAAAUAAUCAAACAGGCCUUAUGGAUCGCGUGAUAAUUCACUUUGAAAAUAUCGUUAACAUCGGAACUGUAAGUGUACCUCUAAUGCGCAACACUGCCAUGCUUUCAGUGGAUAUCCAGUUAAGUGAUAGUAAAAGUGUUGAAAAUGGGACUGUCUGGUUGAUGCAAUUUGCUGGUCGAUUCAAUAAUAUUACAAAGCUCACCAACUUAUCUGUAAUUUGUGUAAGAACUGGUUUGGAAAAACCUUCAAUUGAAGUUGUACCAUCUCAAUUAUCACUGGUUGCAUCCAAUGAUUGCCCUAAUCGAUUUUUGAAGGAUCGAAUUAACAAAGGGGUAGAAAAGACCUUCAACAUGGGACCAUUUGUUGAACAGAUUAUAGCAUACACAAAUCCACUUGGCAUAUUGUUCGGUUUGGGAGCAAAUGGUGGAGGUGUAAUGUUGAGUAAGAACUUUGGAAAGACAUGGAUUUCAAUCAACCCAUUCAUGUAUCAAAACACUUUGAAUACGUCGACUGGAAUCAUCACAGCAAGUGUCGUACCAUGGAUUUCAUCUACUGGAUCAAUUGACAAUACACUGUUUGAGUCAUUUUGCAAGAUGCGAGUGGCUGAACAAUGGAAUGUUUGCAUCAACCAAAUCUAUGCCAACCAAAUGCUGUUAGCUAAUUGGACUUACACAUGCCCGAAAAUCAAACUGUUUUAACCAACCAAUUAUCUCCACCGGAAAUACGAACAUAGCUUAAACACUGGUGAAUUUAAUUCGUGUUAGAUUCAGGUUGUAUACGAUUAUGUAGUUGUCAGUGAAUUUCUAUUUAUACUGUUUGUUAUCUGAUUAUUCACCUAAAACUUUACCUAUUUUUAAUUAAUUACAUGCUUGUAAAACUUC
Molecule: messenger RNA, 1761 nt
Organism: Schistosoma margrebowiei
Lineage: Eukaryota; Metazoa; Platyhelminthes; Trematoda; Strigeidida; Schistosomatidae
Source: the annotation of a GenBank genome assembly